Messenger RNA from Cyphomyrmex costatus, 993 nucleotides. RefSeq lists its product as uncharacterized. The record is from RefSeq and is a predicted model, not a curated record. The transcript is spliced from 6 exons. Lineage: Eukaryota; Metazoa; Arthropoda; Insecta; Hymenoptera; Formicidae. The coding region runs from base 1 to 993 and encodes 330 amino acids.
AUGGAGGAGAAGGUCCGUGCUCUUACAAGACAUUUAACACCGCCAAUCACAAGUGCGACUUCGACGUCUGAAAUGGAGGCAUCCGAUAUUGAAAGUGUACAGGCACUCGUGAACACGCAAAACGAGCAGAUCCUUAGACUCUUAAAUGUCGUACAGGAAAUAUCACCGCAAUUGCUUGGCAUGGACGCUUUGAAGACUAACAAAGGCGAGACAAAAUUGAGAGGCAGUGCGAUAAAGAAAGUCAAGAAUUAUUAUCAAGAGAUGGCAUGGGGUACACUGUCUAGUAUUUUAGAUCACGUGAUAUUGUGGUGGUCACGAGAAGCCCUUGCGACUCAUCACAGCCACGGUGCUCAGCAUCUCAAGGAUUGGUUGCGGAAAUUUAUUCAAGGGAAUGAAGUUUCUCCUACGGUUAGAUCAGCGCUGCAAAAUUUAUGCGAUGCGCUCGGAUAUCAUACGACCAUCACUGCUUGGGACCAGAUGUUUAGAUUAGCCUAUACCUCGGCCUUUCAAUGCCGUUCGAAACCAACAGCCACAGAAGAAACCGACACCGGUCAAAUGUUUGUUGAGCUGUUCCAACUGUUGGUUACGCUCAGUAACGAAUGCGAGGUGGGCGGCGAAUGGGUGAUAGGAGCACCCUUGGUAGAACUGUCAUUGUCGGAGCAGAUCGUCGUAUUGCACAGGAUGGAUCACUCGGUGCAUACGGCGAGAUUGUGGGCUAUUCAAGAGACCAAGAUUAUAGCCCACACUUGGGAUUUGGACGUAUUUUUUCUCCUAGUUAAGGGUGACGUAGUAAAUGGUCUUGAAGCGCUGUCUUAUCUCAAGCUCGCUGAUCACACGACAGCAUUGUUCAUGAAUUCUAUUAGCGUCCAAGUAUAUGUGUGCACAAAGAUGAGAGCGAAGAUCGUUUCCGAAGUCAAAGCGAACAUAGAAUUACUUCAGGUAUGUAAUACUACACUGUUAGAAAUUUUUGUAGGAAUUUUCAGAAACGUGUGA